AUGAUAUCUUCAUGCUGGACACCAGAUCGAAAUGAACUGGUGGGGAAGCUUGUCAGACGGUUCGCUUUCGACUUUGACGCCGUAUCAAACGCUUUCCGAAACCACCUGCAAAGGGAAGGCGUGGAUUUCAAGUCCGAAGAAACAGCUCCAGCGGCCCUGAGAAAAGUAUAUGCGAGUUUGGAUCGAAAGAGACCUCCACGUGCAGUAGAGAGCGCACCUUUGCCAGGCGUCAGGAAAGAGAACGACGAACCAGGGGGAGAAGCCGACCGCACUCUUGUAGACGUGUCAGGUGGUGAUUGGGAUAGCAUGGGGACUGGUUCGCAAGGAAAGUUGAACGGGUACAUCAUGGGCAACCUACAUUCAAGUCGCUCCGGCUCGGUGACGGGGGAAGGAUACAACAAUUUACCACCACCUGAAAGGAGCGACCAACUUGGAGCAAGCGAUGACUGCCCCUCCGAACGAGAGGAUGUUCAACACACCUCCGGUUCAGAUGAGGGGGAAAAAUCAGUAACUGCACCAUCAUCACUACCGUCGACGGAUGAAUCAGGGUGGGAUUUCGGCAGGUUCCUUGAGGAGCAGAGGCUGAAAGAGAUUCAACACGACGAUCGAAAGGAAAAAAUAUUCCAGAAGGAGGAUCGCCACCUUGCCUGUCAGCGCCAGUCGUUGAAGAAAAGAUACCUUCUGGAUAGCGAGGACUUCAUCGGCGAGGACCCUCUCGGUCUCCUAGACGAUACUACGGCCCCGGCCUUCCAGCAAGAGGAAGGAGACAUUGCGGGAGGUCUGUCUCCACGUCAAUCCCACCGCCAGGAGGAGGCCGAGGAGAGGCUUCAGGGUGAUGAUGCCCACACGAGUCACCAAGCAGCAGCAGGGCCAGUGCGGUUAGAGCUGGGAAUGGACGCGGAAGAGCUCGACAAGAUUCUGAACGAGCUUGAGCGAGAGUCGUCUCUCGCCGGAGGCGGCUGGGCAGAGACCAACUCCGAGUUGUCCCGAGUUCUCGAUGAGCUUGAUGCCGCUGCCAGCGAACCCCCCGCGAAUGCCGUACUUCUCCAGGAUACUCGGGAAUGA
Messenger RNA from Ectocarpus siliculosus, 1065 nucleotides. NCBI's taxonomy places the organism in Eukaryota, Phaeophyceae, Ectocarpales, Ectocarpaceae. The record is from the annotation of a GenBank genome assembly.